This is a messenger RNA of Mercurialis annua (annual mercury), 738 nucleotides long. RefSeq lists its product as uncharacterized. The transcript is spliced from 2 exons. The coding region runs from base 1 to 738 and encodes 245 amino acids. The record is from RefSeq and is a predicted model, not a curated record. NCBI's taxonomy places the organism in Eukaryota, Viridiplantae, Streptophyta, Magnoliopsida, Malpighiales, Euphorbiaceae.
AUGGCAGGAUCUACUAACAUCAAGGACUACAUGCCAAUUAGUUCGGUACAUGGUUUCAUUAAGCUUCUCUCUAAGACGCUUUCUUUGAGAUUAACGCCUCUUCUUUCUAGGGUGGUUUCUGAUUGCCAACAUGCUUUUUUGAGAGGAAGGAGCAUUCUUGACAGUUCUAUGAUUGCAAAUGGACUCGUCCAUUUGAUGAGCCUUACUAGAGGUUUUUGUUUUGCGGAAGAUCAUGCCUCUAUAUCCUUGCUUCAGUUUGCUGAUGAUACUUUACUCUACUUACCUUUCGACAUUGAUCAACUGCGAAAUUUAACCCGGAUCAUGCAGUGUUUUGAGCUGAUAUAUGGAUUGAUUAUUAAUUUCCAAAAAAGUUUUCUAAUGGGAAUUAAUAUCAAUGAAGCUGAUUUAGUUCAAGCUGAUGGGUUAAUAUGGUGCAAGGUUGAUUCUCUGCCGAUUAAGUAUUUAGGUGUCUCGUUGGCUAAUCGGAAGCUUUCUUCUAGGGUUUGGGACCAUGUAGUUGAGUGUGUUAAAUCACGAUUAGCUCUUUGUAAAGGCUCUUUAUUAUCUCCUGCAGGAAGAAUGGUUCUUAUCAAAUAUGUUUUAUUCAGUAUUCUGGUCUAUUACAUGUCCCUUCUUAGUAUGCCAACUAACAUCUCUUUACAGUUAGAGAUGUAUAUGAAGCGUUUUUUUUAUGGAAGGGAGAUGUUUUCUACUCGUGUGCUUUGUAAAGUUUCUUGA